ACUUCCAAUUGCCAGAUGCAGUCAGUAGCAGAGGGAAGAGGCGGACUGCACGCUGCACUGGUAUCGCAAUAUGCAAACAUCGAUUUGACAAAAUGGUUGCAAUGUGAUGACUAAAAUCGGACAUAGCAAAACAGGGGGAAAAAAAGCUAGAAAACUGAGUGCCGUGCGAUAUUGUGGAAGCAGGGAACAAUUUAUAAUUCCAACGCAGCGAGUGAAAUCAGACUGUCGGAGCCGUGUUGGAUUACACAGUAGUGCAAAGCGGGACAGCAAAAAAAGUUUGCGAUUCUUUUGCAGUGCCAGUUCUGUGGGAGUUCGUUGGUGAAUAUACUUCACCUGUACUUUUAACAACAGGGCACAACCCAAACUGUACUUUGCAUUGCGCUGGAAGUAAGUAUUUGUGCAAUUAACGAUAAAGUGAACCACUCGAUCAAAAAACAAACGCUCGAUGUAACUGGAGGUCUGUUCCAAUCACUAUCUUUAGUGUCUCCUCCCCCUGUUGGAUGCCCAGUUCCCGAUCCGCGAUUCUCGUAUUCCCGGGAAUAAUUUGUUUCUGUGCUCUUGUGCGGGCCAGCAGAGGAAACGACACACUUGUUGGAGACGGCGAAUCGCGUUGUCCACUUGUGGCCGCUUCAAAAAUCUUUAACUGGAACAAUCAGCAGAAAGCGACCUGCGGACUCUUGCCUUGCGAGAAUCUUUCUGGAGAUCCACACGGCGUUUCAUCUGGUCCUGGAUUAGUGGUGCUGGAAGAGCACAGCAGUUCAGGCAGGAACAGUUUGGAUUCCGGGAUCGAUUAGACAAAACAACAAUACGUUUGUCAUAUCGCGUCUGCAGGAAUUGCAAGUGGGGGAUCACAGUGCAAUUGGAAAUUAGAAGCUACCUAUCACUGAGUUCAGUGUAUCUUAAAAAGUCGGGGGAAACCAGGCAUUAGUAUAACACGAUUGCUGUGCAAAAUUAUAUUGUCACGGAUGCGAGAGAAAUUAAGGCGGAGUUAAUAUAUGGGAUUUUACUGUAUUUUUUUCCAACCUGAAAUGAAAGGGUUUAGUCCGUGAUUUGUUCUAUCGCCAUGCUUGGAAAAAAGUAAUGCACACAACUCCCAGCGGCUGCAAUAAAACUGUGCACGUAGUCUCUCAUAUCUUUUCGUAAGCAACGAAAAACUCAUUCAAGUAAUUUGCAAGUGAUGAAGAAAAAUGAAACAACUAACGGGAUAUUGAGCACCUCCUCAUUUUUUAUUCUUGUUGUAAAUGCACUGUGGAAGUCAACAGUCAAGGCUUGUGUUUUAAUCAGCCCCCCUGCCCUGCCCGCCGCCUAAGCGAAAGUAAAAAUCCAGACUGUAAGAAAUAAUUUUGCACACUCCCCCCUCCAAGUGCACCCAGCCACUGUCACUCCCACCUACACGGUAAUAAGGAGAGGAGAAUGGAGACCCAGAGCCUUUAUGGGAAUUACAGCGCGCAGCCCGGCCUCGAAGCAGCGGGCAUGCAGCGCCAGGGGGCGGCGUUCCAGAGCGUCUUCCACGCGGCGUGCGCGCGCGGGCACAGCCUGAUGCGCGCCAGCGAGCCGCCGGCGGGGGCGAGCGCGCCCGACGCCCCCGCGGGAGGUGAGCGCUUCGGCCCCUUCUACGAAGCCGCGUGCCGCCAGGGCGCCGCCAUCUUGGGCCAGCAGCGGGACGAGGUGGCGGUUGGAGGCGGACGCGGCGGUUACGGCCACGCGCCGUUCAUCGUGCGGACUCUGUUCAGCAGCUCGGGCGACGCGUGCCCCGAGCGGGAGAAAGGCAGAGAGUGCUGCUGCGACGGCCAUGACUUCGAAGACCGCGAGCUGGUCAGGGAUCUCUCCCCGGAGACGGAGUUCAGCGGCAGUUGCUCUUACUCCCUGACCAACGACACUGCCCGGGAGCUUUGCAAAGCCGUCUCGGUGUCCAUGGGCCUCAACAUCGACAACAAUGAGCUGGGUGAACUGCAUUCUCCCUUUGGCCCCAAGAGAGACUGCAUGUUCUUCUCUUCCAAUAACAGUAACAGAGCAGUCAGCAUCGAUACUGCAGCGACAGCGCCCAGUGACGACCCAUGCCCUGGCUCUCAAAAUAUGAGGCUAGCCAACAGACUGGAAACUGGGGACGAGCUUAAUCGAGGGGAACAUAGGGAGUCAGAAAGCAGUGCAUAUUCCACAGAGUACGACGUAUCUCAUUCAAGGAGGGAGUCUAUUUGUAGAGGGUUAGUUGAAGACUCCACUGCUAAUGAAUGUAUCACCAGGGCUCAAGAAGCUAAAUGCAUUGGUGAAGAAAGUCAGACAGCUGAUUAUGCUGAUAAGGAUCGUAAGCAGUGCCACAUUAACAGAGCGUUUCCAACUAACUGUGAACAUGACCAAUCUUCGUCUGAAGAAAACACCCUGUAUAACCUGUCAAAUAGAGUUGGCUUGAGAGAUGCUGAUAACUGUGACCUUAAUAAUGACAAUCCAUGCGAUGCCCAGUUUGGUGUAGCAGCAAACAUUAAAAUUAAAAUAGAAGAACACAGCAGCAUAGACAACCACAGAGCAUUUUCUCCUCAAUGCAGAUAUAUGGAUUGCACAAUGACGCCACUUUAUGGGUCCACACCAUCUUGGCGUUACAUUGAAAAGGGGAGUUUUGAGAAUGACUUUGGUGGUUCUCCUGAAUAUCCAAGUAAUGAUUUAGCAGUUCGGGAUAACAUUAUUACAUCUGACUCAUGGUACUCAAGUGGUCUGCUAGAUAGAGGGCCACAUCUAGCUUCAGGCCAUGUUAAAAAUGAAAUGGAGAGUUGGAUCGAUGGAUACUACAACAUACGAUUGGAUAAUACAAGGAAUCUUGGUCUCCAGAUGGACUACUUUUUUCAACCUCAGAAGACCUGUCUCAUUUGUGGAGAUGAAGCAUCAGGAUGUCAUUAUGGAGCACUCACCUGUGGCAGUUGCAAGGUGUUCUUCAAGAGAGCAGCUGAAGGAAAACACAAGUUUCUGUGUGCUAGCAGAAAUGAUUGCACUAUUGAUAAAGUACGGAGAAAAAACUGUCCGUCAUGUCGUUUGAGAAAGUGUUUUGCUGCUGGAAUGACACUUGGAGGUCGAAAAUUAAAGAAUGCACGACCAUUCCAAACUGCAGAGGAUACCGACUCUUCAGUUGUGCAAAAGCAACAGAAUACCACUGUCUCCAUUGUCCCAAGGAUUGGUGUACCAAGGAUGCAGAAAUUUCAGUGUCAACCCCUGUUUCUUGCUGUGCUGCAGUCCAUCGAGCCUGAUAUGGUGUAUGCAGGCUAUGAUAAUACACAGCCUGAUACAUCCACCAGUUUGCUAACAAGUCUCAAUGAACUAGGGGAAAGACAACUUGUACGUGUUGUCAAAUGGGCAAAGGUUUUACCAGGUUUUCGCAAUUUACAUGUGGAUGACCAAAUGAGUCUCAUACAGUAUUCGUGGAUGGCAGUUAUGGUCUUCGCAAUGGGAUGGAGGUCUUAUAGAAUUGUGAAUUCCAGAAUGCUCUACUUUGCACCAGACUUGGUAUUUAAUGAGCAACGGAUGCAAAAAUCAACUAUGUAUAAUCUCUGUGUGGAAAUGCAACGACUGUCCCAGGAGUUUCAGUGGCUUCAUAUUUCUCAGGAUGAGUUCCUUUGCAUGAAAGUGUUGCUACUCUUUAGCAUUAUUCCAGUUGAAGGUCUGAAAAAUCAGAAAUACUUUGAUGAGCUGCGUUUGAACUACAUUCAGGAACUAGACAGAGUGAUUUCCUUUCAAGGAAAAGAUACCGCAAACAAUCCACAGCGUUUUUAUCAACUAACGAAGCUCUUGGACUCAUUGCAGAUAACAGUGAGGAAACUCCAUCAGUUUACAUUCGAUCUAUUUGUUCAGUCUCAGACUCUGAGCGUCCAGUUCCCUGAAAUGAUGGCAGAGAUAAUCUCUGCCCAGGUACCAAAGAUCCUCGCUGGUAUGGCCAAACCGAUUCUUUUUCAUGAACAGUGACGUUCAUUGCUUACAUAUGUUAUACUGCCUGUAACUGUACUACCUAGAGUUUAUCUUGUUUUCAAAUUCAUCAGUUCAGUCAAAUGCUAUAUGUGUUCUGAUAAAGAAAUGAAAGAAGUUGUACAAAAUCUACCUUUAUUUCCUGUGGUCAGUUGACCACCCAGUUACAGAGUUGGUCAUGUUAUACAACCAAUCUGAGGUAGGCAAGUUGUAAUCUUAUUGACUCGUUAUUAUGUUGGACCACACAAAUUACUGGUUGAUACCUUGGUUACAUUUAGUAAGAAUCAGCUGCAUUCACCUCUUUAUUGGUCUUUCGGAGUAGUUCCAUUUACUGAUUUUUACUUAAAGCUACCUACAUUAUUUUUAUUAUUUUGAAACUACCUGUUUUCAUUUUAUAUCCUUAAAACAUAUCAGAUAUCAAUUUUGCCUGGUGUUAACUAUUGCCUCAUAUCAUGUUUCAUUGCAUUUAUACAAAAAAUGUUAAGAAGCAAAAUCUGAUGUAAAUUGCAUUUACUUUUAAAAUUUGCACUAAAAUAUUUCCUUUCCUGAAUGCCAGAAAAGAAGUAUCUGUUAUGGUAGGAUUGUAGGAUGGUUCCAGAAUUAUUAAAUUAAUUUUUCUUAUUUGCCAAAAUUCAUUUUAAUGUUAAAAAACAUUCAUUCAAAAGCAUAGAAUCAGAAAAUGUAUAAGUUUGGAUCCGACUAUUUCAUAUUGCAUUUUUAAAGAAUGCUCAAGUACUAUGCUGUUUUGUGCAAACUUUGGUAUCUGGUGUUCGUGCUUAAUUGAUGGAUUUGAGUGUUUGCUUUUUCAACGUAACAAACAGCAGAAUCCCACAUUUUAUAUCUACCAAAGCUUUUUUAAAAAUUUAAAUGAGGUUUCUGUAAUACACUUCUAUUUAAAUAAUCCAUACAGUACAGCACAGUACUGACUGCAUACUUGAUUAUUUAACCUGAAUUUUUGUGUGCCAAAAUUAAUUUUAUUCAGACCACACUGAGAAGGAAAAGUUAGUGAGUGAAACAUUUUGCCUUUAAAUAAUGCAGGUAAAAUCGACCUCGCAAUAAAAGGGACACAUUAUUGAAUUCCUUUUGUUACUUAAAAAUUGCAAGCAUUUUCUUUGGUACGUUAUUUUCUUGGCAACAGGAAAUUUAAUUUUAAAUCAUCAAUUUGUUAAUCGUGUGCAAAGGCAUUACAAAACCACUUCCAAACACAUCGUAAAUAUAUUUAUCUGUAUGAUACCAUUAUAUUUGCACCGUAUUUGGCUUACUGAAAACCAUUUAAGUUAUUGUUGCUUUUUCUGAAAAAAAUGAUGUAUGAAUGUAGGCCAUUUGGUAAAAUUAUCUGGCAUUCACAGAAAAAGGCAUUGAUGCCAGUGGAACUUUCAAAAAUAAUUACAACAGUCCUUUUUUUUAUUUUAAGAUAUGUGCAUGUUAUUAAGCAUUUAGUGUCUGCAAAAAAGAAAAAGGUGUAAAUUUCUAAACUUCAAUAGACAGUAAAAAUAUAGAGACAAUGCAUUUUUCCAUUUGCAGUACUUUCAAAACUAAAUGUCUUGUGUAAAAAUGUUACUGUAGGGCUAAAAAAGUUAAGCAUUUUUUUCUUCUGUGCACAGCACCAGUAUACUGCAUACCUUGUUUGGACUUCUUUCUGAAUUAAAAUUUCUUAUUUUCAGUGCAGCCAAAAGGCAGGCGAAAACUAGGUGUACAAUUCUACAAGCAAAUUCUUUAACAAAAAAUUGUAUUUUUGGAGGGGGGUGUGGGAAAGAAAGAGGAAUGCACUUGUUAUUAUUUUUAAGCAAAUUAAAAGAACUUUUAUUUUAAAAUGA
Molecule: messenger RNA, 5765 nt
Organism: Chiloscyllium plagiosum (whitespotted bambooshark)
Lineage: Eukaryota; Metazoa; Chordata; Chondrichthyes; Orectolobiformes; Hemiscylliidae
Gene: ar
Product: androgen receptor
Biological process (GO): regulation of DNA-templated transcription
Molecular function (GO): zinc ion binding; sequence-specific DNA binding; DNA-binding transcription factor activity
Source: RefSeq, a predicted model, not a curated record